Microthlaspi erraticum is the source of this 516-nucleotide messenger RNA. The record is from the annotation of a GenBank genome assembly. NCBI's taxonomy places the organism in Eukaryota, Viridiplantae, Streptophyta, Magnoliopsida, Brassicales, Brassicaceae.
AUGGAGCUAGUUAUAUGGUAUAACAGCUCAUUUCAUGACGCUUGGUGGCAACUAAGGAAACUUAUCAUUGGAUUCAAGAAUGUGUAUGAUCAUAAAGGUGCAACUAUAGCUAAGGUUCUUAUUGAUUGUAUGGCUGAGUGGGACAUCAAGCGAGUUUUCUGCGUCACCGUUGACAACGCCACAGCUAACAGUAAUGCCAUGGAGACAUUCAAGAAAGAGUUCAAGCAGCUAGGAGAUGAUGCGCUGAUUCUGAAAGGUGAUUUUCUCCAUUUAAGGUGUGCUACUCAUAUCAUUAACUUGAUUGUGAAACAAGGUCUGAUGGAGAUAGUUGAAAGUGUUAAUGCUAUCCGUAACGGCAUUUACUUUGUGAGAUCUUCCACACCUAGGAUCAAGGCAUUUGAGAAUCAUGUGGAAUCAAGAAGGAUUCAAAGAGGAAGCUUGCCUCUAGAUGUGAAGACUAGAUGGAAUUCGACUUAUGAUGUUAGACCAAGCUUUGAAGUUCAGAUUGGCAUUUGA